GCAUCGGCAUCGGCAUCGCUCGCUCGCCUCGUGAAAUAUUUUGUUUGCCUUAAAUUGCGCGAGGGGAGGACGUGGGGUGGGGUGGGGUGGAGUGGGUAAGGGAAGGAGGAUGGCGAUGAUGCGGUGCAGACGGUGGAAGGAAGCCUGGCAGAGGCGAGGGAGGGGGAAGCGAAGCACGCGAAAAGGAAGCAUGGAUGGAUGGGAGGAAGGAAGGAAGAGAGAAGAUGAGCAGACGGAGAGGAGAGGAGGGCGACGUACCGUAUCGCGCCGUACCGCGUACCACUACCGCCACUGUUGGCCAAGACACUGCUGCUGCCGCCAUGGGCGCUUGCGAGAUGCGAGUCGCACGCGAGAUGGCGGACAGAGAAAGAAAGGCAGACGGAUCAGCGCUGCCGCCACAACUACACCACACCACAACAUACGACAACAGCAACGACGACCACAAAUCACCAAAACAUACCCAUACCCACCGUACCCAUACGCACGACUUCGGGCUUCAAACCAGCCCUCAGCCAACCAACCAACCACGCACAACCAACAAACACUCCACCCUACACACCCACUCGCCCGCCAACGUAGCCAGUCGGAACAGAACACGCACAAAGACGCGCAGCGCAGCGCAGUGCACAAGCCCGCCCGCGCACAGCCAGCAGCGCGGGGACGAACAAGCAUGCGAACAACCAGCCAACCAAGCAACAAAGGAACAAGCAACGGCAGAGACUGCUCGGGUAACGAGCCGCCACCACCAACAACAACAAUAACAAAAAUAACAACAGAGACAGAUAAGAGAUAAGAGAUAGACGGCGAAGAUGAAAGAUGAAAGGAAAGGGAAGAUAAGGAGAAUGAAUGAAAGAAGAGAAAGGGGAAGACGAAGGAA
Aplosporella prunicola CBS 121167 is the source of this 877-nucleotide messenger RNA. RefSeq lists its product as uncharacterized. The transcript has a single exon. Lineage: Eukaryota; Fungi; Ascomycota; Dothideomycetes; Botryosphaeriales; Aplosporellaceae. Bases 110 to 793 code for a protein of 227 amino acids. The record is from RefSeq and is a predicted model, not a curated record.